UGUGGAUAUACAGGGUAGGACUACGUGCGGAGGCCACUUCCAAUGAUAUGACAGGAUGGGGAUUGGGAGGAAAGCAAGGAAAAUGUAGUGUAUGAAAAUGGGGGAAGCACAAAUGUGAGACUAUUCAUUUUUAUUUUUUAUUAAUGUGAGAAAAUUAGUCUUGAAACACGUAUAAAAAGUAGAGAACUAUCUGAUAGAAAUAGGACAGAGGAACUUUAAAUUGCCAAGACAUCAUAAAGGUGAAGACAUUCAUGAAGGCAACUUACUGCUGAAAUCCUCUUCAUAUGAAGAUCCCCCAUAACUAUCUGCCAACAGUACAGAAUGCUCAACACUACAGGCUCGAAGAUGAAUGAAGAUUUACAGAGAACUAUUCUGAACUCUCCUCAGUUUUGCUAUAAUGCCUGGUUUGUUUAAUGUAGAGCUUAGAUUUGGAAGGUUCCUUUUAUAAAUGGGAGAACAGUGUGCCCAAGGAGACAUGGAUCUCACUUGGCAAGAGAUCUUCUCUAUCACCGAACUGCAGGGCUUGGAUUUACACCCAGAUUCCCCAUAUGAUGUUGAAAAUGGAUAUCAAGCACCCACUUUGCCAGUUCCAGGAGGCAGUUUUAGUAGUUUCCAAAAAGAUGGCAUUUUACCAAGUUCAACCAAUAAUAUGCCAAUAUGCAACCGAUAUUACAUGGACUGUCAAGCACAGAAUGCAGUAACAAUCUCUAUGACUUCUGGAUAUGGUCCAACAUCGUACACAGGAAUGUUAAUCUCAUCAAAUCUCUCUCAGAUGGGGACAAUAAAUCACUAUCCAUUAAAGCAGAUGGCAGUAAGUGCCCCAGGAGACCAGGUCAUUAUGCCGGAGCCUUACCUGGGCAGUGCUCAUUCUCUGCACCUUCCCUCCAAAAACCAUGAUGAUUUUGAAUCUGAUUCAGGUUUGUCUCUAAAUUUUAGUGAUGGGGAAUCAAUAGAAAUAGAGAAAAGAGACAGCCACAGUCUUCGCUCAGAAUACAUGGAAAUAAUCCCACAUCAUGCCUACCAAAACCAAUAUCCUUUGGCACCAAGCUUUACACAACCUGUUAUGGAAAACAACAUGUGUGAAACCCAAGCAUACUUUGCAUCACGGACUCAAGACCUUGUCUGCGGUAGGGAUGAGCGAAGGGCAGCCGCAAUGCAGAUACCAUUCCCCACAGACAGGAUAGUCAAUCUUCCUGUGGAGGAUUUUAAUGAACUUCUGUCUCGCCACACAUUGACUGAAUCUCAGCUGGCUUUGGUCAGGGACAUCCGUAGACGGGGCAAGAAUAAAGUUGCUGCUCAGAACUGUCGCAAGCGCAAGAUGGAAAACAUUUCCAUCUUGGAAAAAGAAAUUGGGCAACUCAGGCUAGAACGUGAAGGAUUACAUAGAGAACGUGAGGAAGUGGAAAGUAUUAUUUAUGAACUGAAAAGCAACAUGAAAGUACUUCAGCAAGAGGUUUAUAGCAUUUUAAAAAAUCAGGGCAACCAUCACUACCCAGAAGAUAUUUUUCUCCAUCAGACACCAAAUGGUAACGUCUCUUUCUCGUUGGUAUAGAAUGGAUUGUCCAUUAUCAGACAAUGACUCAUUUUUAGAAGGAUGCUGAAAGCAUACUUUUUAAUUUUAUUACUGCAUGUCAUGAAUUGAGCUGAAUGUAUAUUAGUUUUAAGACUGGAGCCCUCCACCAUAGUCUAAAACUUUGGUCCAUAGUCUUCAUUGACCUUGAGAAGUUUGACCAUCAUAAACAUCAUCAAUUGUUAAAAGAACAAUAUGCCCUGACACUGAGGUCAACAUCGGCCUACCCUCUCACCAAAAAAUUUGGAGGAGAUACUACGUGAGAAAUAUGCAUUUUCUGGACUCUAAUAUAUCUUUUUUGAGCUGAAAAAUACUCUUAACAUUCUGGUUUAGAAAUCUAUUUGGCAUAUGUAUGCUAUAGAAUCAACUUGUAAAAUUGUAAUUUAAGAACUUAUUUCUGUUAAUAAAACAAUCUUUC
Molecule: messenger RNA, 1988 nt
Organism: Hyla sarda
Lineage: Eukaryota; Metazoa; Chordata; Amphibia; Anura; Hylidae
Gene: NFE2
Product: nuclear factor, erythroid 2
Exons: 4
Coding region: 449-1552 (367 amino acids)
Biological process (GO): regulation of transcription by RNA polymerase II
Cellular component (GO): nucleus
Molecular function (GO): RNA polymerase II cis-regulatory region sequence-specific DNA binding; DNA-binding transcription factor activity, RNA polymerase II-specific
Source: RefSeq, a predicted model, not a curated record